Molecule: messenger RNA, 2904 nt
Organism: Xenopus laevis (African clawed frog)
Lineage: Eukaryota; Metazoa; Chordata; Amphibia; Anura; Pipidae
Gene: pdpk1.L
Product: 3-phosphoinositide dependent protein kinase 1 L homeolog
Exons: 14
Coding region: 306-1826 (506 amino acids)
Biological process (GO): intracellular signal transduction
Molecular function (GO): protein kinase activity; nucleotide binding; ATP binding
Source: RefSeq, a predicted model, not a curated record
CAACGCUUCAUCAUGUCGGCGUGACGUCAUCGUCUCGCGAGAUGACAACCGUGACGUCUGGUUUAGCUGUCCGGCAGGAGUCAAGGAGCUAGACGUUAACGGCGCUGCGGGACUUUUAAACAGCGAUCCGGGAACGGAGGGCGGCGUUAAGAAUAACAAGGGACUGUCCCGGAAACAGCCGGCGUAUGAUGCUCUUCCUAUUCAGUCAAGUGUGGUCCUAUGUUCCUGCCCGUCGUCUUCAAUUGUGAGAAGCUCCUUUAGACUCCAGCUCUUCACCUGUCCUUGGAAGCAGACCAAGUACCAACAUGGAUGUGAAGGCUGUAGAGUCCAGAACAAAUCCAAAUCCUUUGCCGCACCCAGGGCAGCAAGAACAGCAGCCUCGAAAGAAACGAGCCCAGGAUUUCAAGUUUGGAAAAAUCUUGGGUGAAGGAUCUUUUUCGACAGUUGUCUUAGCCAAAGAGUUAACAACAGGAAGAGAAUUUGCCAUUAAAAUUUUACAGAAGCGGCAUAUCUUAAAGGAGAACAAGGUACUUUAUGUGACCAGGGAAAAAGAAGUUAUGUCCUGUUUGGACCACUCAUUCUUCGUUAAACUUUACUUCACAUUUCAAGAUGAUGAAAAGCUCUAUUUUGGUCUUAGUUACGCUAAGAACGGAGAACUACUAAAGUACAUACGAAAGAUUGGCUCGUUUGAUGAAACCUGCACAAGAUUUUAUACUGCUGAAAUUGUAUGUGCUUUAGAAUAUCUGCACGAGAAAGGAAUUAUUCACAGGGACCUUAAGCCAGAAAACAUUCUACUUAGCGAGGACAUGCACAUUCAAAUAACAGACUUUGGGACCGCAAAGGUGUUAUCGUCUGACAUUAAACAAGCACGAGCAAAUUCAUUUGUAGGGACAGCACAAUAUGUGUCACCUGAGUUACUGACUGAAAAAUCAGCAUGUAAAAGUUCAGACCUGUGGGCACUAGGGUGUAUCGUUUAUCAGCUGGUAGCAGGAUUGCCACCGUUCAGAGCUGGGAAUGAAUAUCUUAUAUUUCAGAAGAUAAUAAAGCUGGAAUACAAUUUCCCUGAAAAAUUCUUUCCAAAGGCUAAAGACCUAGUAGAAAAACUUUUGGUUCUAGAUCCUACUAAGCGAUUAGGCUGCGAAGGGUUUGGAGGCUAUGGACCGCUUAAAGCACAUCCAUUUUUUGAGACCGUGACAUGGCAAGAUCUGCACCUGCAAACUCCACCAAAACUUACAGCAUAUUUACCGGCAAUGUCCGAAGAUGAUGAGGACUGCUAUGGGAAUUAUGAUGACCUCCUGAGUCAGUUUGGAUGCAUGCAGGUAGCAACAUCAGCGUCUUCCCCUUCACUGGCACCUCUAGAACCCUUUCUUUCCCAGAGGUCUGGAAGCAACAUAGAGCAAUACAGACACGACCUUGAUAACAACUCGUUUGAACUUGAUCUCCAGUUCUCUGAAGAAGAGAAGCGACUACUUCUGGAAAAGCAAACAGGAGGAAAUCAGUGGCACCAGUUUGUACAAAAUAAUUUAAUUCUAAAAAUGGGUCCAGUAGACAAAAGAAAGGGUCUAUUUGCGCGGCGGCGGCAGCUACUCCUGACAGAAGGUCCACAUUUAUAUUAUGUAGAUCCCGUUAACAAAGUACUGAAAGGCGAGAUCCCAUGGUCACAAGAACUUCGCCCAGAGGCUAAGAAUUUUAAAACUUUUUUCGUACACACACCAAACAGAACCUAUUAUCUAAUGGACCCGAGUGGAAAUGCUCACAAAUGGUGCAAAAAGAUCCAGGAAGUGUGGCGGCACAGAUAUCAGAAUCAUCAGAACAGCGUCAUAUAGCAUCCAGUGCUUCUCCUCGGUGUCCUCUAAGCUUCCCCUCUUGCUGCUAGAAAGUCCCUGACACAACGGAUGAGCUUUACACAGCAGAGCAGAAGAAAAGCCCUUCACCCAUCUCUCGGCCACCGUCGUCAUAUGUCUCAUAUUUAAAUGGAAAAAAAAAAAAGCAAAAUACAGAACGUUUGAAAUAAUGGAAUUCAGGGUUGCUUUGUAUCUUCUCUGUACCUCUGUUGGGUUCCAAUGUGCGUAUCAUUGCCCUGAGCAUCUUGCUUUUAUGCACAACCGCUCUUAAUCCUCUGUAAACUAGUGAGUAGGCCUCGCUAUGCCAGCUUCACUUACAGUUGGUAGAAACGCAAAUUAGGGAUGCACCGAAUCCAGGAUUCAGUUCAGGAUUAUGCCAGAAUUUGGCCUUUUUCAGCAUGAUUCGGCUGAAUCAUUGUGCCUGUCCAAACCGAAUCCUAAUUUGCAUAUGUAAAUUAGGGCGGGUAGGGAAAUCACUGAACUUUUUGUCACAAAAGUAGAAUUUUUCUACUUUUUCCUUUCCUGCCCUUAAUUUGCAUAUGCAAAUUAGGAUUCGGUUUGGUAUUCGACUGAAUCUUUCACCAAGUAUUCGAGUAUUCCUGGGAAUCCCAAAUAGUGUAUUUGGUGCAUCCCUAACACAAAUCCUUGUAUCUAUGUAUAUACCGGCACCCAACAUAUAUUAAACAGUGGCGUUCCUCUUAAUUUUCUUUUCCUUCCAACCAGACGGAGAGGUUAAUUGCUCUGCACUUAGAUGUUGGCCUAACUUAGUUUUAUUCCACUAUUUCCUGUAUGUGGUACGGCUGAACACGUUCCUCGUUACAGUCUACCCAUGGUACCUUCAAACCAGUGGCAUCAGGCUGCAGGGAAAGCAAACUGAUGAUCUUUCGCACCGAAUUUAUAAAAAAAAAAUUCCUCACCUACGAUUCAAAUUUUAAUAUUCUUUAAAAAAACACUUUUAUUAAUCACAAAUUAAAAUACAUAGCCGAUGCUUUUCUUUGCAUCAACAGAAUGGAAGUCGGUCGUCCACUGAAAAUAAAGCACUUUGUGGAUUUUUAAAACA